Messenger RNA from Lactuca sativa (garden lettuce), 2092 nucleotides. RefSeq names its product pentatricopeptide repeat-containing protein At2g29760, chloroplastic. Gene Ontology annotation, biological process: RNA modification. NCBI's taxonomy places the organism in Eukaryota, Viridiplantae, Streptophyta, Magnoliopsida, Asterales, Asteraceae. Gene Ontology annotation, molecular function: zinc ion binding; RNA binding; protein binding. The record is from RefSeq and is a predicted model, not a curated record.
AUGGAUUUUCUCGGAGAGAUGACGGAAGUGAUGGAAACCCGACAGAAGCAGCUUGCUUUGUCUCUCUUAAAGACUCCUCACUCAAUCAAAUGUGCCAAGCAUCUCAGGUCAAUCCACGUCGUCCUUCUCCGAACUGGUCUCCACCACAGCAGUUUCGCCGUCGGGAACUUUGUUAGUUGCUGUGCAAAUUUGGGUCUCAUGUACUAUGCCACCCAACUGUUCGAUAAAAUGCCAGAACCAAACUCAUUCGUCUGGAACACCCUGAUCAGAGGAUUCCAGCAGAACCAUGAACCCAAAAAAGCGAUGGAUCUUUUCGAUCGCAUGCGGAUUGAACCUGAUGGUCCGGAUCGUUUUACUUACCCGUUUGUGGUACGAUCUUGUACCGAGUUGAUGGAGCAUCUUAGAGGGGUAUGCAUCCAUGGAUUACUGUUCAAGGUCGGGCUUGAGCUGGAUACUUUCAUUGGUACAAGUUUGAUUGAGUUCUAUGGUAGUUUCGGUGAUACAAAGGCAGCUCGUCGUGUUUUUGAUGAAUUGCCAACAAAAGAUAAGGUUGCCUGGACUAUUAUGUUGUCUUCGUGCGUAAAUAAAGACACUGACCUAAAGGAGACCCGUAAGCUGUUCGAUCAAAUGCCUGGUAAGGAUCUUGUAGUUUGGAACAUCAUGAUCUUUCAGUACAUCAAAGCCGGUGAUAUCCAAAACGCGAAAGUGCUUUUCAAUCUAGCUCCUGUUAAGGAUCUGUUAAUGUACAACACGCUUCUAGGUGGCUAUGCCAGAUAUUGUGAAGUCAACAUCAUGCUUGACUUUUUCCAUAAGAUGCCCACGAAAGAUUUGGUAUCAUGGAACUCAGUAAUCAGUGGGCUAGUCCGUGACAAGAGAAUCAACGAAGCCAUAACCCAUUUCCACCAAAUGCAAAGCGAAAACAUACAUCCAAAUGAAAUAACAUUGGUAACCCUUCUCUCUGCUUGUGCUCAAGUUGGAGCUUUAGAUACAGGUAGAUGGUUACAUUCAUAUAUAAAUAGAAACAACAGCAGUUCAAACCUUGUAGUUUCUACAUCUUUAGUGGAUAUGUAUUCAAAAUGUGGAGAUUUGGACAGCGCACGACAAGUGUUCGAUAAAAUGCCAAACCGAGAUGUUGUUGCAUGGAACGCCAUGAUCAUGGGCUUCUCCAUGAACGGGCGAAGCAAAACAACAUUACAGUUAUUCACCCGUAUGAAAAGGGAACAAGUCAAGCCAAACGAAAUCACAAUUCUUGGUGUUCUCUGUGCGUGCGUGCAUGCAGGAUUGGUGAAAGAAGGUCAAAAGUUGUUUGAUAGUAUGGAUCAAGAACACGGGUUGGAGCCUAGAGUAGAGCAUUACGGGUGUAUGGUUGAUCUUCUUGGGAGAUCCGGUUUACUAAACGAAGCGUAUAGUUUGAUCCAAAGUAUGCGAGUCGAGCCACAUGUUGGGGUGUGGGGUGCACUUCUUGGUGCUUGUAAGCUUCAUAAGAAUGUUGAGUUAGCCGAAACGGCUAUGAGUCAUUUGAAUGAGCUUGAACAUGAAGAUGGAGGGUAUCUUACAAUCAUGUCUAACAUAUACGCGAAUGUAGGAAGGUGGGAUGAUGUGUAUAGGGUACGUGAGUUGAUGAAAGAAAAGGGAAUUGGGAAGCUGAGAGGGUGUAGUUCGAUUGAGGUUAAUGGGGUGAUAUAUGAGUUUGGGGCUGGGGAGAAGGUUCAUGAGAGGGUGGAGGAGAUUUAUGAGAUGAUUGAUGAGAUUAGUGGUGGUUUAGGGGUGGUGGGACAUGUUGGGAGGAGGAGUGAGGUGUUUUUUGAUGUUGAAGAUGAGGAGAAAGAUGAGGUUUUGAUGUAUCAUAGUGAGAAAAUGGCUGUGGCUUUUGGGCUUAUUAGUAUGGAAAAAGGGAGUGUUAUUAGGGUUGUGAAGAAUUUGAGGAUUUGUGGGGAUUGUCAUGAUGUGAUGAAGGUGAUUUCCAAAAUGUAUGAGAGGGAAAUUGUGGUGAGAGAUCGGAGUAGGUUUCAUCAUUUCAAGAAUGGUUGUUGUUCAUGUGGAGAUUAUUGGUAGAUUUAAUAAUUAAAAAAAUAUCCCAUUUUUGGAAUAA